Messenger RNA from Penicillium alfredii, 312 nucleotides. RefSeq lists its product as uncharacterized. NCBI's taxonomy places the organism in Eukaryota, Fungi, Ascomycota, Eurotiomycetes, Eurotiales, Aspergillaceae. The record is from RefSeq and is a predicted model, not a curated record. Gene Ontology annotation, biological process: mitochondrial respiratory chain complex I assembly. The transcript is spliced from 3 exons. Bases 1 to 312 code for a protein of 103 amino acids.
AUGGCUUCUGGCUACGGUCUUACUGGUGGUCCCUCUCGCUGCUAUCCCUUCUGGCAGGAGGUUCUUGGCUGCUAUGUCGUGAACUCGGGUGAUGGCGAGGCUGGCAAGAAGAAGUGCACGCCCGCCCUGGAGGACUACUACGAGUGCCUCCACCACCGGAAAGAGGCCCUCCGCACGAUGAAGAUGCAAGCUGCCUAUCGAAAGGCCGAGGCCGCCCACCCACGAGAGAAUGCCCCCAAGGCUGAGCAGAUCCGAAGCUUGGGUUUGCUGGGGAAGGAGGAAGAAGCUGCCUCGGUGCUGGAGCAACGGUGA